Molecule: messenger RNA, 918 nt
Organism: Closterium sp. Naga37s-1
Lineage: Eukaryota; Viridiplantae; Streptophyta; Zygnematophyceae; Desmidiales; Closteriaceae
Source: the annotation of a GenBank genome assembly
AUGUCCGCCGCGGAGCAGAUAUUCGGAGCGGGCGGGAAGCGCAUGCGCCCCGCGCUCGUGCUCCUCGUGGCGCUCGGCACGGCAAAGCUCAUGGGCCUCGACGGCAUCCAGCCGAAGCAGCGGCGGCUGGCGGAGAUAUCGGAGAUGCUGCACACGGCGAGUCUGAUGCACGACGACGUGCUGGACGACAGCAGCCAGCGCCGCGGCAAGGCCACCGUGCACCAGCUCUACGGCACGCGCGUGGCGGUGCUCGCGGGGGAUUAUCUUUUCGCGCAGUCGUCGUGGUUUCUCGCGAAUCUGGACAAUCUCGAUGUGAUCAAGCUCAUCUCGCAGGUCAUUGCGGAUUUCGCGAACGGGGAGAUCCAGCAGGCGGCAUCGCUGUUUGACGCGGAGCUGACGUUUGAGCAGUACACGGAGAAGAGCUUCUUCAAGACCGCCUCACUCAUUGCCGCCAGCACCAAGUCCGCUGCUAUCUUCAGCGGGUGCCCGCCUGAAGCCUGCAGCGCCAUGUUUGACUACGGGAAGCAUCUCGGGCUGUCCUUCCAGGUGGUACACGAUACUCUGGAUUUUUCCCAGGCGACUGAGCAGCUGUGGUACUUUCGGACGACCGAGCAGCUGGGCAAACCUGCAGGUUCGGACCUAGCCUCGGGGAACCUCACAGCGCCGGCGCUCUUCGCCCUGCGCCACCCCACCAUUGGCCCCCAGCUGCGGGAACUGGUAGACAGCGAAUUCGUGGAAGAGGGGUCUCUAGAGCAGGCAGUCGAGCUGGUGCUGGCGAGUGGAGGGGUUGAGAAGGCGAGGGCCAUGGCUGAGGAGCAUGGGAGGAGUGCCAAGAGGUCUCUGGAGAUCCUUCCGGAAGGGGAUGCGAAGCGGUCGCUAAUGGGCAUGGUGGAUUAUGUUCUCGAGAGGUUGUUUUAG